Messenger RNA from Effrenium voratum, 1659 nucleotides. Lineage: Eukaryota; Dinophyceae; Suessiales; Symbiodiniaceae. The record is from the annotation of a GenBank genome assembly.
AUGAACCCUUGCGGCGCUGCGCACGGCGCCUGUCACUGCCGGCUGUGCCCUUUGGCGCAGAAGAUGAGCGCCUUGAAAGUGUGCUUCCAGCAGUUCAACGCAUCCAAGAAGCAGCUGGCCCUUUUCUUGGAGAAGUUUUGGAAGCUGAAGAAGCCAGAUCAGGAUGCGCUAGAAGCUCGAUUGCAGCAAAGGACCUCGACAAUUCUAGCGACAGUGACUUUGAAGAAGUUGACUCAGAGGCACGCGCUGAGUGACAAGACCAAGUCCAUGGAAGCUAAGCUGGCUGCAUUGACCGAGUACCGCAAGCACUUGCACAAUCAGUUUUGCGACCGGCUUCUGGACGCUGGCGAUGUCACUGCUGUCAUUGAGGACGAGCUCACAAAAGCCGCAGUUCGAGAUUGGGUGGGUGUACGCCUGGAAGGCGGGUUGCUGGAGGAUGCUCGCGGCAACCGCUUGUUCCUGAACGUGCUGAGACAAGUCCACGCCUGCUAUGGCCAAGAGUACAAUCGCGCAGUGUCCUACCUGCAGGCCUUGGCUGCCAAUAGCUUCUGGCAGAAUGCCGUGCUGCCAGCCCUGCCCUGGCAUGAGAGCCACCAGCUUGCCCCGGCGGGCCCGUACGAUUUGAAUGAGGACCAGAAGGCAAAAGGCGAAGAGCCUGCCGGCGCCAGCCCUCCGCCCAGCAAGCAAGUGUGCACUGCUUGGGAGCGGGGCUUGAAGAAACUUCCUGGUGGCGACCUGACCCUGGAUGCAGAUUUGGACGCCCGUCCGGCCAGCCUGGUGAUUGAGAACCUUGCCUCUGGCAGGCCCACGGACAAGGUCAAUUUGAGUCACUUGGAGUCUUGGUACGAAGAGUGCUCCAAGCUGCUCGGCAAGCCCCAGAAGUUUGCACACACGCCGUGCGAGAUCAAGUCGAGCAUGGACGGGUUGCUCACUGGCAGCAUCAACUGCGAGGCUGCGGCCCUGGACCAGGUCAAAGGCUGGACAAGAUCUUCUGUGCUUGCCUUGCUGCUGAUAGCAGCUGCGGAAUAUGACCUCGGCGACCCGUUUACCAUGGACAAGCUCCAACCUCUCAUCUCCGUGAACAUGGACACAGCAAAGCAGAGCUACCGGAACCUCUGCUUGUCCUACAGAGGUUCAGAGAGACAGCCGCCCAAUUUGCUGCAGCUGGCCUUGCGGUUUUCGCAGAUUAUUGAGAUGCGCGACAAGCAGGGUGUCCACAACAAGCUUUGGACCCCGGAGCAGCGGCUGCAGGAGGUUGUGGACGAAUUCAACGAGACGUCAGGUCUGCAGCAGAAGCACAGGGUCGAUGCUGAACGGUUUCGCUCCCUGUUGAACUUGAUUUCCGGCAGCUCCAAGGAGUCCCGGCAAGUCCUUCGGCAGCACCUGAACCACCACAAGUGGCGGGAGGCCUUCAGCGUGGAGCAAUUCAAGGGUAGCCGCUGGUUGGUGGGUGCGACGCCCAAGUCUACCUGCCCUCCUGACAUGAAGCAAGCUCUGACAGUGACGCCUGAGUCGCAGCGCAUGCACUUCGAGCUCAUUGUGCACACAUUCGUCGAGGGGGGCAGGAAGCUCCGGCCAAGCGCAAGGUCACGCACGCGCGCUGCGCCCGAGGUCUUUGACAGGCAUGCUGACUACGCCUGCAUCUUCGCCACAAUCUAG